AUGGUGGCUCUGGCCACGGCGCUGAGCUGGCUGAUGGACCACCCAGAGGAGGACCCGGGCGACCCGCCGCCGCCGCCGUCCAGGCCGCCGAGCUGUCAGGCGAUCCGCUGCGCCGGCACCCAGGUGUGUGUGCUGCAGGAGGUGGUGUGCGCCACCCAGCACUGCUAUCCGGUGCCGGUCUGCAUCGACGACCCGUGCGCGCUGGCCCUCUGCGGCCAGCCGGGCACGCGCUGUGUGACCCAGCGGCGGCCGGACGCGCAGCCCGCCUGCACGCCCUUCCCCGGCUGCCAGUUCACCUCGGCCUGCGUGCCGAGGGCCCGGCCGAAGCCCGGCUUCUGUCCGGCGGCCAGCCUGGUGCCGGCCGACAGCGUGAAGCCGUGCACCUACGACAACGACUGUCCGUCGAGCCUGCUCUGCUGCCGCGGCGCCUCCGGCAGCAGCAGCUGCACGGCGCCCGCGUUCCCGAACCCCUGCGACAGCGUGACCUGCGGCCCAGCCGGCCCGACCUGCCGCGUGGUCGACGGAGUGGCGGGGUGUCUGGACCGGGUCUGCAGCCCGGGACCCGACUCCUACUUCUGCCAGAACAACACGCAGACGUUCUGCUCUCAGAGCGCCGCAAUCAUCCGCACUGACCUUCCCUGCUAA
This is a messenger RNA of Amphibalanus amphitrite, 645 nucleotides long. RefSeq names its product keratin-associated protein 4-3-like. The coding region runs from base 1 to 645 and encodes 214 amino acids. The transcript has 2 exons. Gene Ontology annotation, molecular function: peptidase inhibitor activity. NCBI's taxonomy places the organism in Eukaryota, Metazoa, Arthropoda, Thecostraca, Balanomorpha, Balanidae. The record is from RefSeq and is a predicted model, not a curated record. Gene Ontology annotation, cellular component: extracellular region.